AUGAACGGAUUGCAUCGGAUAAUCCUUCAUCUGGGGUGGCUCGUGGUUCCGAUCCUCAUCAUUCCAGUUGUCACCAGCAAAAUGAUGAACAUUGCUUUGGGAACCGGCAACGUGGGUCUUAGCAAUCGAGAAUGGCAUGAUAUAAAGGAACCAGUUGAAAGCUUCCUACUCGGAAUAUACCUGACCGCAUUUUCACAAUGGUGGUGGGCUACCAAACGUGCCUCUGUGGAUAGCUCUCAGAAGCAGAUGCGCUUCGACCAAGUUCAGGCAGGUCACUCAGAUCGGGGGCGGCUUAGCAGAGAUGCCCCCGCGGAUGCAAACCAGAACUUGAUACUUUCUGAGGUGCUCGAAGGGCUUCAGAAUGUUCAGAGUCGGCUGAUGAAUGAUUCUCAGAACUCUCAGCCGGAAUCUCCGACCAUAAAGUCUUUUGAAGAUCACAACAGCGGCCUUGCCAAUGCUGAUCCCGGUACCAGAAGCAAUGUAGGAAACACCCACCAGCGAGACAGCGCCAACGCUGGCCUCCCAGAGCAAGCUAUAUCGGAGAAAUCCGGGUUUUCGUCAGGCAAUGCACAACCGCCCUCCAAAGAGAACCAUGAGGAGGAUUCAAUCCAACAAGACGAUAUGAGGAAUGCAAGCCAGGGCGAAUCGAAGGUGUUGAGUGCAAACGCACCGAAGGAACAUGCUUCAGAAAAAAGUGGAUUUCCAAUACAAGCACCGAAGGCCGAGUCCUUGCAAGAAAGCCCAUCAUCGCUAGUGACAACAGUACCGCAAGGCUCAGCACACGGUGAGCUGAAAAUAAGCACUGAGGAAGCCCAGUAUCCUGUCUGUCAAGACCGCCGAUCUAAUCGUCAACCCCAGGAGGCUUUGGUUGAACAAAAUCUGGCGUCUGCGCUUUCACCAAUAGCCGACAAUUCUCUGAGACAUGACCAGCAAUCGACUCACAGGAACAUGGCGAGCGGGUCUAAGUCCUCAAUCAGAAAGCCCCCAACGAAGCGAAGCGAAGCUCCAACAUUUUCACUCAUGGGCCAAAAGUCAGAAGGGCAAGACCAAUUAUCAGACAUUAUAGCCGGCGCAAGAGAGCCGAAGUCCAGCGACAGAAAGCUAGGGAAGUCCAAUGCUAUACGCCCUGAAUCAACUCCUUACUUAUCCAACCCCCCAGCAAAACCCUCUCCGACGGAUUCUGGGUCGGGAAGGGGCAAUACCACCACCGCAGCACACACCCAAACCCCUCUCAUCUCAAACCAGCCACACUUACCUAUGGACGUCAUCUCUUCUGAACCCUCAGGGUCCACGGAAUCUGCCCUUCCACCAGCAGGAGUUCCCGCCUCGCUUCAACGCCAAGAGCGCAAUGAGGCAAAUGAUAAGGACGACGAUGAUAAAGUUACAAACACUACCUCGAUGAGUACGCCAGAGCCGGGGGUGCCUUUUGUCCUGCCUGAGCGAGAUGGUGUCGCACCAUCUGCAUGGAAGGGUGAAAGUGAGGUCGAUGGUAAUGGUGAGUGCAAGGGCAAGGAAACAGGAGAGGGCGAGGGUAUCGGUAGUACAGGGAGUGAGAAUGCUAGAGUGAAAAGUGAGGAGAGGCGAGAGGAGACCGCCGACCCCGAGGGGUCCGAUCACUUCGCCAUUGCGAACUCAGUCGUCGAUCCGACCUUAACAAAUCUUCAUACAGAGGAGGCCACCAAGAAGUACACAGCCAAAUCCGCUCUCACGGAAGAAUUUGGCGAGAAGAACCUGGCUGGCUUUAAGGAAAUGGAAUGUCACGAAAUACCUCAAGGCCACGACCUGGAUCUAGAAUAG
Messenger RNA from Bacidia gigantensis, 1797 nucleotides. RefSeq lists its product as uncharacterized. The transcript is spliced from 3 exons. Lineage: Eukaryota; Fungi; Ascomycota; Lecanoromycetes; Lecanorales; Ramalinaceae. The record is from RefSeq and is a predicted model, not a curated record. Bases 1 to 1797 code for a protein of 598 amino acids.